Molecule: messenger RNA, 2626 nt
Organism: Photinus pyralis (common eastern firefly)
Lineage: Eukaryota; Metazoa; Arthropoda; Insecta; Coleoptera; Lampyridae
Exons: 4
Coding region: 172-2589 (805 amino acids)
Source: RefSeq, a predicted model, not a curated record
CCUAAAGUGACAGCUGUCGACCAGCCCGAUGGUGAAAAAUUAAAUCAACCGCUACCCUUUUGGGCAUUUAAAAAUGAAUCUAUUUUCAAAACUAAGGCCGACUCGCCUCCGCGCCUGGGCAUUUUCGGCGGGACGAAACCGAGCGAAGCCGCGAAACAGUUCACAUUUAAAAUGCCUCAAUCGGCUACCGCCCAACAAAAAUCAUUGGGCAUAUUUCCCCUUCCAUCCAACGACAAUCAGUUCGCCUCAACAGUCGUCCAACCUCAACCCCAAAAACCAGUAUUUAACGUGCCAAUUUUUCCAACGCAAAAGAACCAAAACGAGAGCAUCAUGCAAUCGUUCUUCGGUUCGGAUGCCGCGAGCAAACCCAAAACUGCCCUACCUCAAGCGCCUGCCCACUUCAGCGGUUCCCAGCCGCCCAUUUUUGCCAAUCAGAAAUUCGAUUUUGGCGCGCCGCUCGUUCAAACUGCUCGUCCGGCGUCAGAAAAGGUGGAAACGAACAUGGCCGAGGUGCUGCGUUUAAAGGAGGAGGAGACGAAGCGCAGGUUAAUGGAACGGGCCGCCGAAGAGCAACGCGAACGGGAGAGGUUGGAGAAACUGCGCUUGGAGGAAUUGGCAAGGAUGAAAGAGGAGGCGUUGAGGAAGGAAAACGAAAGGCGCAAAAGGGAGAAGGAAGAGGAAAUGGAGAAGAGGCGCAUAGCUAUGCUGGUGGAAAAAGAACGACUACUAAGAAUCGAAAUAAACAAAACCGUCACGGAACUUAUGAACGACCUCCUAGCACGAGUCGAAGCAAUACGAAAAGAAGAACGUCUCAACGACAUAGCGACCAACAUCAGAAACUUUAAAACCCGCCAAUUCGUCGCCCUAUGGAAGAAGAAGUGUCGUCUAAUCAAGAGAAAACGACACGCAAUCGAUCAGAAUCCGGUCUGGUUGCCCGAACGUUCCGUUUCCGAGGAGGCGGCGCAACUCCUCACCGCAAACCAGGAGUUGAUGUUGCAAAAUAUUAAACGCUAUAAGACUGGGAAAUCGUACGAGAUUGCCGCGUCCGAAAGAGAACAAGUCGACAGUAUCGACAUUAGCUACUAUUACAAGUUGUUACUCGCGAGUUACACGAAGAUGCAGACGAGACUUCCGAACGAACUCUUCUGGAAGGUUACUGUCUCACUGCCCGAUUUUAAGGAAGUUAAGGUCGGGUUGAGCGUUAUCGAGAGCGUUUUAAUGCAGUAUUUCAAAUGGAAGGAUCGCUAUGGAUCUACAGCGAGAGUCGAUCAAUAUCAAAGUGGCAAAUUGUUGGGGUAUUGCAUCGAAAGGAAGCAGGGAGUAUUAGAGGUUGACAGCAACUCGAAUGGAAUUGUGUUCUUGUCACACGAGCCCAGUGACCACCUUCACCAACGAAUUUCGUUUGCGAUAAAAAAUUUUCCAAAAUGUUGCCGGUUAGCUGUAGCAGUUGUAUUCGUUAACGAUGAGGCUCAAAGUAUUAACUCUCAAAAAUUAGGAGUGCUUCUGGAGAAGAACCCGCGCAUCACAAAUUAUAAAGUAAUUACGUGUCAAUUCCAACGACACUCCAUACUGAGCGCUGUUAAAGAGAGUUUAGAUUUUCUCUCUGAAAACAUUCAGAAACCUCCCCCUCUCGAGCUGGACAUGGUGGGUUCGUUCGUUUACUCGCACUUAUCAAUCGACUUAUGGAAUCGAAUGAAGAGCUGCUCUGUUUGGAAUGCGAACUACAAAACAUGCUUAAAGUCGCCAAAUUUAGUGAUUGGUUUGUACAAUCAAGGCAUCGAUAAACUCAAGGAGAUCGUUUCGGACCACACCUGUUUGGACUAUCCCAGUUUUCCCAUCGAAUUUGAUGUGCUACUGCACGAAAAGAUACCAGAAGUCCUACCAUGCGAUUAUAGGUCCUUCCCUUCAUUUUGGAGAAAGGCGACAUAUCGAUCUCUACUUCGUAAAACCCUAAACUCACUAAAACUACCCGAAUACAAAUCGGUAUGGCCUCCUAACGACGAGUCCACACUGGAGAAGGAUCUCUUCGCGUAUUGCUUAUCGAUUUUCAAAAAUCCACAGAAAGUAUUCUACAAAGUGAUGGCAGUUGUUUUGAAGAACUACGACCCGUCGUGCGACUUUGAUAGAAUAAAAAACCUCCUCUGGAUCGACAUAAUGGGAGUGAUUUCCGCCGAGAAGCUGCAGGAGGGCAAUUUUCUUCUACGCCACACCCCGUUUCACGCCAAGUCGACGUUUACGCAGUCGUUCGUCGUUUAUAAAACUCAAGCUCUCGAGAGGUUCAAAUCUGAGGAGUGGUUUUAUUUGGAAAAUCCGCUGGUUAAGAGCGAAAUAAAGAAGUUACCAGAGAAGGUGUACGCGCAUGAUGUCAGGAGAACUAAUCAGAACACGAUCUCAGUUGAAGAGAUUGAUCUAGAUGAGAUAGAAAAAAUGGUAAGGGCAGAUAAAACUGUAAGUACUGAUUCAAACAUUGACAAACUGAGAGAGUUGGAAGAGUUUAUGAAGGAUUUAGAAACCAGUAUGGAUAUUCACAAACAAAUCAAUGCCACUUUUCAGCGAACUGUUAAUCAAGCUCUAGGUAUAAAUAAUUAACUAUAAGUUUACGAAAUAAAUUAUGUUGUUGACUGAA